Messenger RNA from Ipomoea triloba (trilobed morning glory), 2699 nucleotides. RefSeq names its product N-alpha-acetyltransferase 35, NatC auxiliary subunit. The transcript is spliced from 16 exons. Bases 168 to 2378 code for a protein of 736 amino acids. The record is from RefSeq and is a predicted model, not a curated record. Gene Ontology annotation, biological process: N-terminal peptidyl-methionine acetylation. Gene Ontology annotation, cellular component: NatC complex. Lineage: Eukaryota; Viridiplantae; Streptophyta; Magnoliopsida; Solanales; Convolvulaceae.
UCCCGACGGCCCGCGCACUCUGUCUCUCUCUCCCUCUCCCUCUUACAGUGGUGAAGCGAAGCGUGAAGACUACGAGAAAAGCUGACGCCGAGACUUCCAUAUAGAUUUCAAACCUCACAGCUCUCUCUCUCUUACGAGCGUAGUAUAGGCUUUCAGAAGCAGCAGACAUGGCGGACAGGAGUGGAUAUGAAAUCGAAAGAGGUAUAAACGUAGAAUUACCGGUAUUCCCUCACACCAUUCCUUCUGGGGAGCAAACCGUCUGGGCCGACGUUUCACCUCUUCUCCAGCUUGCUUGUAAAGAUGUGGUCACAGAUCUUGGGGAUGGAGAACUCGUACAUGGAGAAAAUUUUAAUCUUUUUGCUGCCAUGUCAGCAUUAGAGAUAAUGGAUCCAAAGAUGGAUUCUGGUAUGGUUCGUUCAUAUUACUCUGUUGAUGAAGCAAUUGAGUGUGGUGCUGCUCCUCUUCCUCUGAGUGUUGACAAAACUAUUGAUGUUCAAUGCACUAUUGACAUUAUGGAUCAUCUUCUUGCUUGUGAGGCAACAUGGCAUAAAGGUCACGCACUAGCACAAACUGUCUUUUCUUGCAUCUAUCUUUUAAGGCCUGAUAGAACAUCAUCAUUUCCAGUCUUACAUUCUUACUGCCAAGUCAUGCGUGCUACUUGCAGUGCAGUUGUUUUGACAGUCUCAGAGGCACGAACAAAUGAAGAAGAAGAUCUAUUCACUAUGGCGCAUGGCUUGCCAUUAAAAGUGGACGGCGAUGACAAAUGCCUAACAAUGCUGCAUGCAGUAGAGGAAAUGGUUUCUCGCCAAUUACGGGCUUGCAAAGCUCCAUCAGUUAAGAAGAGGGUUUUAGAAGAUAUAGAGCCAUUACAAGCUGUCCUUGAUCUGGAAGAAGGAUUCUGUAAAGCUUUAUUAUGCCGCUUACGCUUUCGUAAGCACUUCUACCAUGUUUUGACAAAUAUGAAGAGACCUCAAGGCAGAGGCUUUGAAUUGGCAAAGAAACAUAUUGCUUCUUGCUUACAAGAGAUAGAUUCCAUGCUUAAAAUGGAAGGAUUCCUGAGUUUGAACAAUGCAUAUGAGAUGCCUGAAGAUGCAAUAGAAGAUAAAACAACUGCCUCUGGCUGUGCACCUAUUGGAUUUGAUUCUACUUUAAACAGUAGGUUAUCAGCUCCAGCUCCACCUCGUGCAAUUAAGAUUCUAAGCUGGAAAAAGGCAAUUGAUUACUUCAGAAAGCUUCUUAAUGAGCUAGAUGCUAUAUGCUCCCACAAUUUGGAUCCUGUGUUUGAAGGUGUUUUGCACUUUAUAGUCGAGUUUCAAAAGUUGCAACCUGAAUUAGUUGCUAGAGCUCAUCUCCAGCAUUUGCUAAUUCAAGAUGGGAAACUCUAUGGACGUGAUCCUCUAUUUGCUGUGAUCUGUAAAGCAGCUUUAUUACCUACAACUGCUAAGGACCAUGAUAUCCAAAAGAAUGAAACUUUCUCCCAACUUGGGCAGUUAUUGAUCACUUUGCUAAGGGUUCUUUGUACAAAUCUUGCAUGGCAAAGACGUAAACUUGGGAAAAUCCUACAAGAUUGGCGUAUCAUAUAUGUACAGCUAGAACUUGCUUUCAGAAAGGAGUUUGGAGAAACUUCUAGUAAUUUAUCGGAUGAGAAUAUUUGCAUGAGGAUAUUCAAGUACAUUCUUGUGUGGAUUGAGGAGCAAACAUACUGGAUAGCUUCCCGUUUCCUUGUAUUGGGUUUUGAUCUGGAAUUAUAUUCUACUAGUGAGUAUUGUAUGGUGUAUUGGUACAUAUAUGUGAUCCUAACCAAGCUUGCGGAAAAAACACACUUCAGAUUGAUGGCAAGCAAUGAAAAUGUAAAGCGGAAAGGGAAGAAGAAGAAAGAUUUGAUGAAGGAUGGGGCAAAAGAUUACCCGCUUCCACCAGUUGUGUUAUUUCUCCAGUGCCAGAUAUAUAUAGCUGAAGGUCUUACAAUGAUGCUUGCAGCUUUGAGGAAUGAACAGAAGAUCUAUCAGAAUGUGGGACCUUUCAACACUGAGCAUGAGAGAUUUAUGCAGCACUUUGAGCUCCUACAGAAAGCCUGCCUUCCUAAUCAUGUAUCUUAUUUUUCCUUCAAGGAAGCAACUGCUCAUGCUCGCAUAUCUACGGUAUCCAUGUAUAACUUCUUCAAGGACGCUCAAAGAAUCUCAAAAGAGCUAAGGAGCAGUUUUUCUAAUGAUCCUGUCAAAAUGGCUGAACUUCGAAGCAUAGAACAGGUGGCAGAACACAAUGGUGUUGCUCUGAAUCUUAUCAGCCGGUUAGGUACCCUUGACUCAUCGCUCAAGAUUUACUUUGAAUUCAGCCACCAUCCUUACUUUGCUACUGCUAUUGUGAAGAGAUCUUGAUAAAAAUUUUGCCAUAGGUUCCUUUCUCUAAUCCCCUUGAAAAAAGGGUAUUAGAGGGAGAAUUUUUUUUUUUUCCCAUUAGCUGCUGUAACAGUAGGGCCCUCUUUUAUUUUACUUUAUUUUUAAAUGUUAAAUUCCCCCUUUCCCCAAUCUGUUUCCUUCUUUUGAUCAUUAGAGUGAUGUGAUAUGUUAUCUGCAAUCAGAAAGAAUAUCCUCACUGAUAAUGUGCAACUUAGAAUUUGCGGGAUAAUGUAUCAUAGAUUGAGUACAUACAAUGGUUUCGUAAAAGAAUUAAUUAAUAGAAGAGUCUUCUUUCUGUCC